GUAGAUAUUUGACCGAACAACGAUCGAAAAGGUCAAAUGUUAGGAUUACAUAACUUUUCCAUUCAUAUUCGCAUUCUUAGUCAAAGCUUAUUUAUGAAAUGUUGGAUUCAAGCUGCAAAAAUCAAUUUCCCUUCUAGAAACACAUGCUUUUAUAUAACCACGAUAUACAGUAUAGAUAGGGCGCAAAAAUCUACUUGGCCACCCCCGGGAAAACAUAGCCACCCCACCACCGCAGAAUAGAGAAUGCCACCACUGAGCAGUGGGUCUCUAUUUGUCCACACUGCAAAACUCCACGUUUUCCAGCAUUAACCAAUCAAAAGAAGCCAAAUGUUGCCAAACUAAUCGCCUCCUUCUGAAAUGCCAUAAAGAGGCAGAGGCGUUGUUGUCAACUGGCCUAAGUGACAUUUUGGAGAGGUUGUUUGACGAAGCACCAGCAGCCACAGCUUUGGUACGCGCAAUUUAAGGAUGUGGACCAAAGCAUCACUUGUUUAUAGAGUAUUUUCUUCACUUUCAGUGUUUUUCAUGACACUGGAUACAGAAAGGCAAGGCGUAGACGGGGACACCACAAUUGACGUCGACAAACAUCUAGAGCUUGGGAAAAAGUUGCUGGCUGCUGGGCAGCUUACAGAAGCAUUGUCUCAUUACCAUGCGGCUGUUGAGGGUGACCCAAUGAACUACAUGACCUACUUCAGAAGGGCAGCAGUGUAUCUAGCUUUGGGCAAGUCAAAGUCAGCAUUACCAGAUCUAGACUAUGUAAUUGGAUUGAGACCUGAUUUUACUAAGGCUAGAAUACAAAGAGGGAACAUAAAUCUGAAGCAAGGCGACCUUGCAGCAGCUGAAGAAGACUUUGAAAAUGUGCUUGAGGUGGAUCCAGAAAAUGAAGCAGCUCUCUCUAAGCUACACUUGAUUGAUCCGACAAAAGAGGAAAUUGCUCAAGGAAAAGACGCGAUGAAAAUUGGAGAUUAUGGUUCUGCCAUAAACUUCUUCUCUAGAGCUAUCGAGAUUUGUCCAUGGGAUCCAUUCCUGAGACAGUUGCGGGCAGAGUGUUAUGAAAUAGUAGGGGAUACUAUCAAAGCAAUAGGAGAUAUAAGGCCCACUUUGAAGCUUAUUCCUGAUAAUACAGAGGGGUACUACAAAAUUAGUUUAUUGCACUACUUGUUAGGCGAAGCAGAUGAAUCAUUAAAAGAAAUUCGUGAAUGUUUAAAACUUGACCAGGAUCAUCCAAAAUGCUUUAAGCAUUACAAGAAAGUGAAGAAGCUGGUAAAAUUCAUGACAGAUGCACAAAGAUUUAUAGAUGAAGAAAAAUAUGAAGAUGCACUUCUAAAGUUGAAAGCAGCUUUCAAAGUAGAAUCUAAAGAACAUGCAUAUUUUACUAAACUGAUGGGAGAUAUUUGUCAUUGUCAAAUGAAGCUUGGACGAACGACAGAAGCAAUUGGAUCAUGUACCGAGGUUCUAGGAGUUGAUGAGAACGAUAUAGAGGCUUUCUGUGAUCGAGGCGAGGCAUAUUUACUUGAAGAGAAUUAUGAUGCAGCAAUUAAAGAUUUUCAGGCUGCCAAAAAUAUAAAUGGAGAUUUUCAUAGGGCUCAAGAAGGCUUAGAAAAGGCACAAAGAUUACAGAAACAAUCAAAAAAGAGGGAUUAUUAUAAGAUUCUAGGACUGAAAAGAAAUGCUUCAAAAAGAGAAAUCUUAAAAGCCUACAGAAAAUUGGCAGUUAAAUGGCAUCCAGAUCAUUAUAAAGGAAAAGAUAGGAAAAAGGCUGAGAAAAUGUUUGUUGACAUUGCUGCUGCUAAAGAGGUUUUAUCAGACCCAGAAAAGCGCCAGAAGUUUGACAAUGGUGAAGACCCUCUCGAUCCAGAGCAGCAGCAAGGUGGCCAUGGAGGGCCGUUCCCCUUCCAAGGUGGAUUCCCAUUCGGAGAGGGGUUCCAAUUCAAAUUCCACUUCUAGCUCACUCAUAUUGGCCUUGAUACUGUCUACUCACAAAUAGCAUAGAACUGUCAUUCUGCCAAAGCUUGUUAUGUAUUUAGCAAGUGGACACAGCCCAGGAAACCUUGUCACCCUAAUGAAAAGAUGUUAAAAGUUGGAUUGACAAUGGUUUUCUUGUGAUUACUUUGCAAGUUGCAUUGGAGAGAACCAUUAUUGCUUUUAAAAAUAUCUAAGAUUUCCAUUUCAAUCAAGAAUAAAUUUUGUUGCCAGUAGUAGCAUAAACACAUUAGAGUGUACCCCAAUCAUUACCAGUUAGAAAAUUCUUUAUUCAUUUCUUAUUAAGUUUCCAGAAGCCAAGAAGACAUUGUUUCUUCAAAGUUUUUGGCAGUCUCUUUGAUCAGUGCCUUGGUUGCAAUGCAUUAAAUUAAUCACAAAAUAGUGAACAAAAAGCUGAAAAUUCCUUUUUAUGUGUUCUCUGGAUAGUUAGCUUUGGCUAGAGGUAAUGAUUAUGUAUUAUUAAAGUUUUUGCCUGUUCUUCAUCAAAAUUUGUCUCCGGUAAAGAUCCUAUUAUUUACUAAGUUUGUCUUUAUGUAUGUGGAUAUAAAUUGUAAAAAUGUUUUUUAAACAAACAUAGCAGAUUUUAGUCAUAA
Rhopilema esculentum is the source of this 2573-nucleotide messenger RNA. RefSeq names its product dnaJ homolog subfamily C member 3. NCBI's taxonomy places the organism in Eukaryota, Metazoa, Cnidaria, Scyphozoa, Rhizostomeae, Rhizostomatidae. Gene Ontology annotation, molecular function: protein-folding chaperone binding; misfolded protein binding. Gene Ontology annotation, biological process: protein folding in endoplasmic reticulum. Gene Ontology annotation, cellular component: endoplasmic reticulum. The record is from RefSeq and is a predicted model, not a curated record.